GUUUAGCCGGCAAAGUGUUUAUAAGUGGUGAAACUUGUUCUGUGGCAGGUGAGUAGAAGACUCUUUGUUAACCACAAGAAAAACGUUUCCAAAUCAAACGGAAUUUUUCAAAACGUAGUAUUUACCGAUAUUUUUUUGGAAUAAUAACUGAAUAACUAACAACGAUGUUAGUCAUUUUCAUAUGUUUUGGGCUGUUUAGUAUAUUCUUCGACACGAGUAUAGCUGUGUAUUGCAGUCCUACCAAGAAAAUGAAUUCGGUGCCCUCAUUUGAAUUAGGAAAUGGACGCAAAAUUCCCUCUAUUGGAUUUGGAACAUGGAUGAUGACAAAUUCUUCAGCGGAAGAAGCUGUUAAAACUGCUCUUUCAACAGGAUAUCGACAUAUCGAUACCGCACACGCCUAUGGAAAUGAAGAAGUCAUCGGCAAAGUGUUGAAAGAAUGGAUUUCAUCCGGCAAGAUAUCUAGAAACGAAAUAUUUGUUACUACAAAAUUACCCCCAAAUGGUAUGAAUCCCGGAAGAGUUGCUACCUAUUUGAAACGUUCAUUGGAUGCCUUACAGUUGGAAUACGUUGAUAUGUACUUGAUCCAUACUCCUUUUGGAUUCACUGAAGUGGAAGGAGAGCUCUUCAGGACCCUUGAUGACGGGUCAGUCGAUAUAGAUGUAUCCACUGAUCUCGUGGAAAUAUGGAAGGCAAUGGAAAAACAAUACGACCUGGGUCUGGCUAAGGCAAUUGGUAUCUCCAAUUUCAAUAAAAGUCAAAUAGAAAGAAUCAUUGGACACUGCAGGACCAUUCCGCACAACUUACAAACAGAGCAUCAUAUUUAUCUGCAACAACCAGAGCUAAUCGAAUUCUGCCGAAAGAACAACAUAGUAGUGACAUCCUACUCAUCUUUGGGUAACCGUGGCUUGUCUGCUUUGGGACAGGAUAUUCCUGACAUUCUGUCCAAUCCUACUGUCCUCAAAAUGUCUAAGAAGUAUAAUAAAACUCCAGCACAAAUUUUGCUGCGACAUAUUCACCAGAAAAACAUCGUUGUUAUUCCGAAGAGUAAAAAUCCAGAAAGGAUAAGAGAAAAUUUCAAUAUUUUCGACUUUCAGUUGGAUUCCCAAGAUAUGAAGGAGCUGAACGACCUGAAUCGUGAUUUGAAAUUAUUGAAUUUCGAACUAAUGUUCAAGGGGGUCAAGAAACAUCCAGAAUAUCCAUUCUAAGCGAAUCAGGCGUGAGGAAUCAACUGGAGUUCUCUGGAUAGUUUCAUUCAAAUUCAAGACAGUUCAUAUUUUUUUCUAAUAAAAAAACAGUUUUUCAUGAUGAAUAAAAAUUAAAUCAAUAU
This is a messenger RNA of Leptinotarsa decemlineata (Colorado potato beetle), 1327 nucleotides long. Its product is annotated as aldo-keto reductase family 1 member A1. NCBI's taxonomy places the organism in Eukaryota, Metazoa, Arthropoda, Insecta, Coleoptera, Chrysomelidae. The record is from RefSeq and is a predicted model, not a curated record. Gene Ontology annotation, molecular function: oxidoreductase activity.